Ctenocephalides felis (cat flea) is the source of this 946-nucleotide messenger RNA. RefSeq names its product salivary glue protein Sgs-3-like. Lineage: Eukaryota; Metazoa; Arthropoda; Insecta; Siphonaptera; Pulicidae. The record is from RefSeq and is a predicted model, not a curated record. The coding region runs from base 79 to 813 and encodes 244 amino acids. The transcript has a single exon.
AAUGUCAAAGUGAAAUUUGCACAUAUUGUUUACAUUAUUUUUAUUUAUUUUACUACGUUUCAUUUAAAAUUUACCAAUAUGAUUUUGAGGUCUUUGUUGUUUAUAUCUUUAGUUCCUUACAUUUUUUGUGUAAAAGCCGAGCCUGUGUUAAAUGAUACACAAAUAAGUACUACCUCAACUUUAGCACCUCCAAUGCCAACGUUUCCUGGUGAAGGGGGCAACAUAGCUAUAGCUUCCACAAAUAUUGCUGAAAAUUCAAAACAUAAUGCUACAAGUAAGUCUAAAAUAGUACCACGAAAGGGAGCUGAAUUACCAGUAAAUAGCACUGAUGUAAGCGACAAUGUGAGGAUAGACACUUCUGUUAAAAAUAUCACUACAUCAACAACAAAGCCUUCAUCCACAACUACAACUACAACUACGACUACAACCACAACAACUACUACAACUACUACAACAACUACAACGACUCCAAAGCCAAGAAAGCCUUUAAUAACUUACAGUGUGGACGAGGAGGCCGAUAAUAUGAUUUUGUACCAAAACAAACCAAACGCUUCCAGCAAUCCGCAAAACAACACUGCUGAUCACCAGAGUUAUUACGAAAGUCAAAAGAGUACAAUGUCCGGUUUAAAUCUGGGUAUACAAAUUCAAUCACGUGGACAUCCUGAUUAUAUUGUACCUGUAGUUGUGACAAUAUUUGCUGUACCUUUAUUUGUAAUCUUCACCGUGUUUCUUGUACGGAAAGCUAGGGACUACUGGGAAAAGAGGCAUUAUAGGAGGAUGGACUUUUUGGUCGAGGGCAUGUACCAUGACUAAGAAACAAAUAUUGACAAUCAUAUCGCAUAACAAGUUAAGACUCGAAUAUAAAAAUUAUAUUCUUAGUUUUAACAAAUCCGAAUAAAUCAUGCAAUAAAUUUAUAUAAUAUUAAUCGAGUUUUAAUAUUUUUAU